This is a messenger RNA of Fusarium sp. VM40, 2892 nucleotides long. The record is from the annotation of a GenBank genome assembly. Lineage: Eukaryota; Fungi; Ascomycota; Sordariomycetes; Hypocreales; Nectriaceae.
AUGCAGUCAACACAGGGUAUGUUACGGGAUUACAUCAACUUUGAGGACCAAGCCGCCAAUCUAAGUGCCGCUGAGAAAAUCAACAAGGAGCUUACCUUCUGUGGUGUAGCUGCCGUCAGUCUCCUUUGCAACGAACAGGAGCAAAACGCCUGCGUCAUCGAUAACCUGCGGACCAGCGACAGAUUCAAAUUCAUCCGAGACCUUGACCUCAUCUCCUCGAUAUGGCCACUAACCUCGGUUGCCCAGAAAGUCGAGAUCAAAUCGAUGCCUCCUGUUCUUGCAUGGUCUCCUACAGACCAUCUUCCGCCUGAAGGUGUGGGCUCACGAUUUCACGCAGGCUUUUUGGACAGGAGCCAUGAGUUCGUGGCGCUUGUGCAGGAGCUCACCAAGCGUCACAAGGUGGUUGUUUGUGGCCACAGCUUUGGUGGAGCUUUGGCUAGUACAUCGACCUACCUAACCAUGAUUGAAAUGAUCGGCUUUACUGCUGUGCCGAACGCAUGGGAAGACUCAAAGCUCGGUCUAUCCGUGAUAACCUUUGGGUCGCCGUCUUGCUACGUGGCAGAGCCUCAGGGAACAACAACUUCGCUGCGGAUGGACUUCAGUCGGAACUUCCACCACGUAAUCAACCCUCACGACUACAUCCCAUUCGCCCUGAACGAUGCGACAAGGAGGUUCAAAGAGUUUGAGUCUAUCACGACAAAUAUCCAAAAGGUAUCACCUACAAUUCGUGCGCUGUGGCCGUUAUUCGACUUUUUUCUUGACUAUCUUGCGCAAACUGAGAGCUGCGUAGAGCUAGGAUACCAGGUCACCGAGGAUGAGUACAAGUCCUUUGCCGACAUUAGUGAAGCUUCUAUUGCAAUCCAACAAGGCAUCACAAUUCAUGAUGUGUUCGAAAGGUCAACCGACGUCCAGAUCACCUCCUUGCAAAUGAUGGGCUUGAACGAGGCCAGUCUUCCCGCGACACUUGGAAGUAUUCGUCUGGUUAUGAUUCGAGCAUUUGUUACACAGACCUCCAGGGUUCAAGAUCUCAAGUCCAAAGGUUCCACUUCCGGUGGGGUACAUACUGAUGCAGAAAUUGCUAGACUCGAUGACCGCAUCAAGCCUGUUGUACAACUCAUUGACAGUUUGGUUGCUGAUGCCAGCCCUCACCUUAUGGUAGGGAGGCUUGAGCAUGCAUUCGAGAUACUCGAAGAACUCUGGCCACGGGACUUUGAAGAAGCUUCAAAGGCCCAUCAACAUGUUCCCGGAGGUUUCCCAAAUGCACUCGCCGAGGAAAAGGACACCACGCUUGCAAAUAAACUCAUACCGCGCAAUUGUCCGCAGUCAUUAAGAAAAAUACUGAGCCAGAUGCUACUCGAUCAAAAGACACCGCCUGUAACACUGGCUGCACUUUCGGUAAAGGACUGGGAGGCCACUAAAAGACCGUCUGUAAAAGAUCAGUUUAUCAACGUCCCAAGCUUGGCAAAAAGUCUCCAGAUGUUCAGCCAAAAGCUCUACCGUCGCUCUACGAUUACAGCUGAGCGCACUAAAGAAGCAAUUGAACAGUUCCAAGACGUCAUCGGGACCAUUCAGCUCUGCCAUCUCAUCAUCAUCACCCAGCUUGACGCGCCGUAUGAGUGGUACUGCACAUCGACUGAGGGACAUCGAAAGAAAUCCGCUGCGAUCAGCAUUCUACCGUCAUGUCUUUCUGGAACGAGCGCCUGGUCGAGAGUGUUGGCAUGGCAGUUGGGGUUAGGAGCGGCUACUAUUGUCGGCCUAACAGGUGGUUUCGCAGUCCUAUAUGCAGGCACCACGUUUGUCAACCUCUUUCUGAACAAACACAAAGAGUAUUUGAAUUUGUCAUUUCCUGGGGCUUUGGGUAUUACGCUACAAGCUCUUGGGCUUCCUGUGUCAGACUCAGAACCAAUCAUUGAAAAGACACUCCUUGAUUGUGUCUGUCAAGACAUACCUACCGCUCGUACUACCGAAACAUUAGAGAAGUGGAAGAAUAGACUCACGGAAGGCUUAAAGAGAUAUCCCGGAGCUGAAACCAACCAGUGGUCCAUCACACCCACCUUCUUCUGGCCUCAGUGGCUCUUCAGUAUCGCCAAGACCGCUCAGCUCCGUGUGCACCUCCAUGGGAAGAUAUGCAUCGGUGUACAAGGCUCUACUGAGGGCGGCAAGAGCCAGAUGCUUACGGUUUUGACUGGAGCCGCCGAAGAUUACUUCAAACCUGGCUCGGACAGCCUUUGCCGUACCCUUGGCAUCCAAUCCUAUGACUCUGAUAGGCUCGGUGCUGUAUUCAUCGACUGCCCUGGCUUUGACGACCAAACGCCACAGAUCAAGUACAUGGCUGAAGCGGUUCAGGAAUUAUUUGCUGUGAUUAUUAUUGUGAUUCCUAAGGAGAGGACCAGAUCUGAAGCCAUGGAGAGCGCUCUCAACAUCGCAAUCAAGCUACUGCGGAAUCGCGAGGACUUUCGCCCUAUACGCAUCCUGCUCAGCAAAGCCGACCGACUGGAGCACAACCGCAACAACAAGCAAGUAUUUCGCAACACCUUAGCAGACGUCAAAGAGCAGUUCAUGAACGUGCUGAGGUCCGAGCUAGGAGAUGGAUUCACCACAUUCAGACAACAACCCUUUCACGACGGGGUGAUCACGAAGUCUGAAACCCUGGAGGAUAUUGUCAAACCGUUUUCGACACAUGCGCAGAUGAGUCUGGAGGAUACUAAGCUACUGGCAGAUUUUCCUCCCGGAACGGAAUGCAAGAUUGAAAGAGCCAGUCAUUUUGAGAACCUAUGCGAGCUGGCUGAUAAUGGAGAGCUUUGGGAUGUUCAUUCACUUCGGACAUGGCUUUGGGAUCUCUCACCUAGAAGUGUGCCCUUGCCGAAGGAACGAGUCCGGGACUAUUUUUAG